AUGAAUGGUGGUUCUAUUUAUGCACAUACAUGUACUGAAGCAUUACCUCAUUUAUUUGCAUUGAUUAGUUCACCAGAUAGUCGUCACGCACCAGAAAAUAAUAUAGCAACGGAAAAUACAGUUAAUGCACUUCAUCAAAUUUUGUUUUCUUGGUUUCCAAUUCAUGAAGAUACGGAAGAAACAUCAUAUAUUUAUGGUUAUUUAUGUGAUUUAAUUGAAUCAAAUAAUUCAGUGAUUAUUGAACAAAAUAAUUUCAUUGUACCUAAUGUGAUUAAAUUAUUUGCUAAUGCAUUUGUUAAAUCAUCGAUUGAAGUCAAUUCAGUUGUUGAUCAACGUAUGGUGAUCAUUUUACGACAUAUUCAAGUUAGUUUUUCAUUUUUUAUUGAUUAGACAAAAAAAAAACGUAUAUUUGAAAUUUAAUUUUUAGACAAUUCCAUCGAUAUUUCAAACAUGUAUGAAUGCUUUAACGAUUGAAAAAAAGACAAUCAUUAGGAAAUGCUUUAAAUUCAACAACAUCUCCACAAAAUCAUCAAGUUAGAUUUCCAAAUCAUAUGAUGAAUCAUCAUGCCAGUGUUUAAAAAUUAAGCAACUUUUAUCUUGUUACCCUUUUUUUCUCGUAUUAUUUUAUCACGAUCUCUUCUUCUUUAUUUUCUUUCUAUAUUUGUAAUUCGGUUGAACACAAGAGAAAAAAAAACAAUAACAAAGUUAAAACUAAAUCAAUUACAUUCUUUUUUUCUUCUUCUUAUUUUUUUGUGUUCAUUAUUUUUUUUUCUUUUUUUCUAUUUUGUAAAACGAGAACGCGUAUGUAUGUCAAGUGUGUAUGUAAAGAGAGGAGAAAUAAACUAAACUAAACUAAACAAAAACUAAAGAUAAAAAAAGCGAUAUUAAUUAGAGAAUUACUACUUUCCUUUUUGUUGUUCAAACAAAUUUAAAAAAAAACCAAAACAAAACUAGCAAUUGAUUAUUAUCGCUCGUGUAACUUGAAUGAGACACCUUUGACAUUGAAAUAGAAAGCAAUAAAUAUCGAUUUAAUGUAAAAAGUGUACAAGCUCGAUCGAUAUUUCAGUUAGGAAAUAAACAAGUCUAAACUAAAAACUGACUCUCUGUCUCACCCUCACCAU
Rotaria sp. Silwood2 is the source of this 1121-nucleotide messenger RNA. Lineage: Eukaryota; Metazoa; Rotifera; Eurotatoria; Philodinida; Philodinidae. The record is from the annotation of a GenBank genome assembly.